AUGGCGCAGGGUCAGUACGCAGCCCUGCUCCUGUGGGUGGCAGCCACCUUGGGUCAGAGGCAGCAUCCGGAGACUGGCGUGUCAGGCCUUCGUUACAGCUAUGACUGUGGGGUCCGGGGAAUGCAGCUGGUGGUGUUCCCCGGCCCAGGCCAGACUGUCCGCUUCAAGGUGCUAGAUGAAUUUGGAAACGCGUUUGAGGUGAAUAACUGCUCCAUCUGCUACCACUGGGUCAGCUCGGAGCCCCUGGAGCCCGCGGUCCUCUCGGCUGAUUACAAGGGCUGUCACGUGCUGCAGAAGGAUGGCCGUUCCCACCUGAGGGUCGUCAUACAGGCCGUGCCGCCCGAUGGUCGCCGGGGCGCCGCACAGGUGGUCACCCUGAUCUGUCCGAAACCUGAGCUCAUCUGGACCCUGGGCCCCAAACCGACGCCGCUGACACUCCAUGCCUCUGUCUUCCCCAUCUCCAUCUUCCCCAUCUCCAUCUUCCCCAUCUCCGUCUUCCCCAUCUCCGUCUUCCCCAUCUCCGUCUUCCCCAUCUCCGUCUUCCCCAUCUCCGUCUUCCCCAUCUCCGUCUUCCCCAUCUCCGUGGGGACACUGAGAGGCCCGAAAACGACUGAGCCACAGUACACAGGUACCCAUCUGCCCCAGGAGCGGUGCCACGUGACCUCUGGGCACAUCCCUUGUAUGGCAAGAAAUAGUUCCCAGGAGGCAUGUUGGCAGGCUGGCUGCUGCUAUGACCACACCAGGGAGGUGCCCUGUUACUAUGGCAACACAGCCACCGUCCAGUGUUUCCGAAAUGGCUACUUCAUCCUGGUCCUGUCCCAAGAAAUGGCCUUGGCACACAAGAUCACGCUGGCCAACAUCCACCUGGCCUACGCCCCUACCCGCUGUCGCCCCAUCCAGAAGACCAGCGCUUUCCUGGUCUUCCAGGUUCCUUUCACCCAGUGUGGCACUACCGCCCAGGUGAUUGGCAACCAGCUCAUCUAUGAGAACCAGCUAGUGUCUGAAAUCCAUGUCCUAAAGGGGCAGCAUGCUUCGAUUACUCGUGACAGCACCUUCCGGAUUCACGUCCGCUGUGUCUUCAAUGCUGGUGACUUCCUGCCCAUCCAGGCGGCCAUCUUCCCACCCCAAUCGCCAGCCCUGGUGACCCGGUCAGGCCCCCUGCGCCUGCAGCUGCGGAUUGCCAAGGACGGGACGUUCAGCUCCUACUACAGAGACAAGGACUACCCACUCGUGAGGCUGCUGCAGGAGCCCGUCCACAUGGAAGUUCAGCUCCUGGAGAGGACAGACCCCAACCUGGUCCUGAGGCUGCACCAGUGCUGGGCCACGCCCAGCCCCAACCCCUUGGACCACCCCCAGUGGCCCAUCCUGACCGACGGGUGUCCUUUCAAGGGGGACAACUACAGAACCCAAAUGGUGCCCUUGGACAAGACAGAGCCUUUCUGGUCUCACUACCAACGGUUCACGGUGGCUACCUUCACCCUCCUGAAUGCCAGCUCUGAGCAAGCCCUCAGGGGACAGGUGUACUUCUUCUGCAGUGCCUCGGCCUGCCGUCCCUCCGGCCUGGAGACGUGUGUGACAGUGUGCCCUGAGGCUACACGCCGGCAGCGAUCUCUGAGUCACCAUCACAGUAUCACCAAAGUGCUGGACAUCGUGAGCUCUCCGGGAGCUGUGGGCUUCGAGGGCCCUCUGGGGCUGCGACCCCCAGCCUAAUACUUCACCCCUUGAUCUGCAGGCUCCAGCAGAACCUCUAGCCCCAGUCCUCUCCUGUGGGGCCUCUUGCUGCUGGCUGGGACCCUGGUCCUAGGGGUUGGGAUCUUUGUGGGGCUAAGCCAGGCCUCUGCCAAGAAGCACCGGGAAGGCGCUGGAAGGUGA
Molecule: messenger RNA, 1872 nt
Organism: Perognathus longimembris pacificus (Pacific pocket mouse)
Lineage: Eukaryota; Metazoa; Chordata; Mammalia; Rodentia; Heteromyidae
Gene: Zp1
Product: zona pellucida glycoprotein 1
Exons: 14
Biological process (GO): binding of sperm to zona pellucida; prevention of polyspermy
Cellular component (GO): egg coat
Molecular function (GO): structural constituent of egg coat; acrosin binding
Source: RefSeq, a predicted model, not a curated record